AUGGCGUUGGUACUGCUGGUGUUGCUCAUACUAUUGUGUGAUACUGUCUCUAAGAAACCUUCCAUUAACUGCAUCACAGAUGUUGACCCUCUUCCUCUUCCUCAUGAAUUUUAUCAGCCUGGUCUCCUUGUCAUUGGUGAGAUAGCCUCUCAGGUCUUAUACUUGUUCGAAACUCCCUCUUUCAAGGAGCAGCCCACACAGAUGCUGAUUAAUGAACCCAUGUCAGUGCUCAAGAACUACCAGCACAUCUUGGCUUUGGCAUUUGCCAUAAAAGAGAUCAACGGGAACCCCAACAUCUUACCAAAUAUUACUUCGGGCUUCCAUGCCCUCAACAGCUACUACAAUGCAAGGAUAACCACCAAAGCCACUCUAAGUUUGCUUUCCACACGACAGAGGUUUGCCCCCAACUUCAAGUGUGGCAUAAAGAGAAAACUGAUAGCCAUUACUGGAGGACUGGAUUCCGAAACCUCAGUCAGUGUAGCCACCAUUAUUGCCAGCUACAAAAUGCCACAGUUCACCUACGGAUCAUAUUCCCCAGCACAGAAUGACAAGACACAGUUCUCUUCCUUAUACCAGAUGGUCCCAGAAGAAGCCUAUCAAUACAUGGGAGUUGUUCACUUACUUCAGCACUUUAGUUGGAUGUGGAUCGGGCUCUUAGCUGUGGAUGAUGACAGGGGUGAUAGGUUUUUCCAAACUAUGAUACCACUGCUGUCCAAAAAUGGCAUCUGCGCCGCCUUUGCUCUCAAAUUACCAAAACUGACUUAUCUGAGUGAUUUGACGGACUUGGUUGUAAAGCAGGCGGAAAAGUCCAAAGUGCUUUAUGACGACAAAGUCAAUGUUUGUUUUGUAUACGGAGAACCGCCAUCUGUGUAUGUUCUGAGGCUGUUGUUUUUUCUAUUUCCUUUAAUCUCACUUCAGCCUAUACAUAAGGAAUGGAUUGUUACCUCCCAGUGGGAUUUCAGAUCAGUGUCCUAUCAAAAGAUUUGGGAUAUAGAAAGCCUCCAUGGUGCCAUAUCCUUCACUGUUCAAUCCAAAGAACUAUCAGGAUUCCAAACAUUCCUUCGAGCCAUAAACCCUUUUGGGGGGAAAGGAGAUGGUUUUAUCAAGGACUUCUGGGAGCAGGCAUUCAGCUGUUCCUUGACAUUUUCCAACAUUCAUUCUGAAAGCCGGAACAUUUGCACGGGGGAGGAGAAACUGGAGAAUCUUCCUGGAAUUUUCUUUGAAAUGCGCAUGACUGGCCAUAGCUAUAAUGUCUACAAUGCUGUCUAUGCUGUGGCACAUGCUUUGCAGUCCUUCAACUUAUCCAGAUCCACCCACAGAAGAAAUGUAGACAUUCAGCUUCUGUUUCAGAAUGUGCAGUCGUGGCAACUGAACAACUUUAUCAGGAGCAUCACGUUCAACAACAGUGUGGAUGAGGCCAUUCAUUUUAACGAAAAUGGGGAACUGAAAGCUGGUUUUGAUAUUACAAAUUGGGUAACUUAUCCAAACGGUUCCUUCAUUAGAGCAGAAGUGGGAAGAUUUGAUCCUUGGGCUCCUCCAGGAAAAGAAUUCACUAUUCAUGAUUAUCAGAUUGUGUGGCACAGAACAUUUAAUCAGGUUCUACCACUUUCUGCCUGCAGUAAAAAGUGCCUUCCUGGCUACAGCAAGAAAAAGAAGGAAGGAGAAGAAUUUUGCUGCUAUGACUGUGAUCCAUGCCCAGAAGGGAUGAUCUCUGAGCAGAUGGACAUGGAUAGCUGUGCCAAAUGUCCACAAGAUCACUAUUCCAAUUACUGCCACAACCAAUGUAUUCCCAAAGAUAUAAGCUUCCUUUCUUAUGAAGAACCAACUGGUAUCAUAUUUGCCACCUUGGCUAUUUCUUUCUUUCUGGUCACAGUAUUGGUGUUUGGAACAUUUGUGAAGCACCAGGACACUCCCAUAGUCAAAGCCAAUAACAGAAGACUUACUUAUAUUCUUCUAAUUUCCCUUGCACAUUGCUUCCUCUCUUCUUUGCUGUUCAUUGGGAAGCCUGGAAAGGUGACCUGCCUUCUGCGGCAAACAAUUUUUGGCAUCGUAUUUUCGGUAGCUAUUUCUAGUGUGCUGGCCAAAACCAUCAUUGUAGUUAUGGCUUUCAUGGCUACCCAACCAGGAUCUAGGACAAUGCCACUGGUAGGCAAAAGACUGGGAUAUUUUGUCGUCCUCUUUUGUUCCCUUGUUCAAGCAGGAAUUUGUGUACUUUGGUUAAGUACUUCUCCUCCAUUCCCAGAUAAGGACAUGCAUUCAGCACAUGGAAUAAUCACACUGGAAUGUAACGAGGGUUCAGUGGCCAUGUUUUUCUGUGUCCUGAGUUACAUUGGGUGUCUAGCCAUUGUCAGCUUCAAAUUUGCUUUCUUAGCCAGGAAGUUACCUGACAGUUUCAAUGAAGCCAAAUUUAUCACAUUUAGCAUGUUGCUCUUUUGUAUUGUUUGGCUGUCUUUUAUCCCAACUUAUGUGGACACUAAGGGGAAGUCCACGGUGGUUCUGGAAAUCUUCUCCAUCUUAAUCUCUAGUGCUGGCUUAUUGGGUUGCAUUUUUUCUCCCAAAUGUUAUAUCAUUGUGCUUAGGCCUGAGCUAAACAACAGGAAACUACUAAUAAAGAGGAAAACAUGA
Sphaerodactylus townsendi is the source of this 2625-nucleotide messenger RNA. RefSeq names its product vomeronasal type-2 receptor 26-like. Gene Ontology annotation, cellular component: membrane. NCBI's taxonomy places the organism in Eukaryota, Metazoa, Chordata, Lepidosauria, Squamata, Sphaerodactylidae. Gene Ontology annotation, biological process: G protein-coupled receptor signaling pathway. The record is from RefSeq and is a predicted model, not a curated record. Gene Ontology annotation, molecular function: G protein-coupled receptor activity. The coding region runs from base 1 to 2625 and encodes 874 amino acids. The transcript is spliced from 6 exons.